AUGGAGGGCAUCUUGGACGAAAAUCCAUCAAGCCAAGACGACUCCAGACCACGUCACCCCACCCCGGAACAACAGGAGGUCAUGAACCAAGCCCGGAUGGCCAGUACCAUCCACCGAACAAACGAGCACAUAGUUACAGAUCCACAACAUCCCGAGAAAGCAAGGGACAAAGCGACACAGAUCAUUCAAGACCUCUGCCUCCGAGUCCAGGAACUUGAAGGUAAACUCACCGACAGAGGAAAAUACGCCAACCAACACGGAAGCCAGGCAACGUCCAAGCCACGAUCCUAUCGUGGAAGGUCGCCAACACGGCAACAUGAUAGAAGAGAUGAUCGUAGCACCUCACACAACUACCGGCACGAGAGGUCGCCAGAACGGCGACACAGCAAAAAACACCAUCGCAGCGCAUCCCACGAUCUGAACCGUCAGCACGAUUCAGACGAAGACCCGAGACAUCGGCACACCAAGCGCACGAGAAACGACCAUGUCAUAAUGGGAGCCACGCCUUUCACGGAGAGAAUCUUAAGAGCAAAGCUCCCCAGAGGCUUCGACAAACCCACCGAUAUGAAGUACGACGGAACUAAAGACCCUCAAGAGCACCUAACGGCUUUCGAGGCCAGAAUGAACUUAGAAGGAGCAUCCGACGCAGUCCGAUGCAGAGCCUUCCCGGUGACCCUUGCCGGACCGGCGAUCAAAUGGUUUAACGCCCUCCCGAACAGAUCUAUAACCAGCUUCCACGACAUCACAAGAAAAUUCAUGGCCCAAUUCACGACCCGAAUCACCAAGGCCAAACACCCCAUCAGCUUGCUAGGGGUCACACAGAAACAAGAAGAAUCUACAAGAAAAUACCUCGACCGCUUCAACGACGAAUGCCUGACGGUCGACGGGCUCACGGACUCCGUUGCCAGCCUCUGCCUAACCAACGGACUCAUGAAUGAAGACUUUCGCAAACAUCUCACCACCAAACCAGUAUGGACCAUGCACGAAAUCCAGAACGUCGCCAAAGAUUACAUCAACGACGAGGAGGUCAGCCAGGUCGUCGCUGCCAACAAACGGCAGCACGUCGCUACCCAACACAGCAACCCGACUCCCCGUCAUAACCCACCACCCAAAGAAAACCAACGAGACCCCCUCAAGCCAACACACCGACCACCAAGAAUAGGAAAAUUCUCCAAUUACACCCCCCUAACAGCACCGAUUACUGAGAUAUACCACCAAAUAGCAGAUCGGGGCGUCAUCCCCAAAGCCCGACCACUCAAGGAAAGAACAGGAGGAAACAAAGCCCUCUACUGCGACUACCACCGAGGUUACGGCCACAAAACACAAGAUUGUUUUGACCUUAAAGACGCUAUCGAACAGGCCAUACGAGACGGCAAACUCCCGGAGUUCGCCAAAUUCAUCAGAGAACCAAGACGCGCCAACAUCGACAAGUCACCAGAAAGAGAAGGGCGCAACCCAAGAACCCAAAAGCCGCCCCCCAAGGAAAACCCCGAAGAGGAUCCGACCAUCAUAGUGAACGUCAUCACAGGCAAGGACGUACCAAACAAAUCAAAGCUAUCAAUAAAAAAGGACCUCAAGAUAAUGGCCGUCAGGCACCACGACCCAGUCACCAUAGCCGAGAGCGCGAUAACUUUCUUACCGGAAGACUGCCAACACGGCACGUCGGCCGAAGACGCCCCCUUCGUCAUAUCGGCUCGAAUCGGAACGGGGCUAGUAAGAAGAAUACUGGUAGACACUAGCGCCGACUCUAACAUCCUCUUCCGAGGAGCCUUCGACAAACUCGGGCUCCGCAACGACAACCUCCAAACACACCGUCACAGCGUCACGGGCCUCGGAGACAACUUCCUCAAACCAGACGGGUCGGUCACCCUUCCCAUCACCAUAGGAACAAACAAUCAGAGAAAAACGAUCUUGUCCGAAUUCGUAGUCCUAAAAGACUCCACAGCCUAUAACGUCAUUCUCGGGAGAAAAACGAUCAACGACUUCUCCGCAGUCAUCUUUACCAAAUACCUCCUCAUGAAGUUCAGGGCCGACGACGGCACCAUCGGAACCAUCCACGGAGACUGGGAAGUCGCGGCCGAAUGCGACAACAAUAGCUUAGCCCUAAGAAAGAAAUCCGGGACGCAGCCGGAAUAUUCCUUGCCGACCUAG
Molecule: messenger RNA, 2151 nt
Organism: Arachis stenosperma
Lineage: Eukaryota; Viridiplantae; Streptophyta; Magnoliopsida; Fabales; Fabaceae
Exons: 1
Coding region: 1-2151 (716 amino acids)
Source: RefSeq, a predicted model, not a curated record